CUGCUCUUAUUCAGAAGACAGGACGGAAACGCUGCAUUGAAUCCGUGCUGCUGUUUAUCGGGUUCAACCCCUCCGACUCGGAAUGAGCCAGCGUUGACGUCCGGCGCCGGGCCCGUUUAGCCGCCGUCACCCCGCCGUGCCUUCGUGAUCCUGGCGGGCCCGAACCACCCGCCAUGGCCUCGGCGUUCCCCCGCUGCACAUCUGUCAGACUCCCCAUGUCUGUCGCCGUCAUCCUCCUGCUGAUGUCGGUGACCGCUGUGCAGUCCUCCCAAGGGGACAAGGAGCCGGUGUACCGGGACUGCGUGAAGCUGUGUGUCCGGACGAACUGCACCGGAGCCCGGCUGCUGGGUUUCGAGUCCAGCCAGCCGCACUACAUGGCGCUGACAGGUUGGACGUGUCGGGACGACUGUAGAUACCAGUGCAUGUGGACCACUGUUGGCCUUUACCAGGCUGAAGGAUACAGAGUCCCACAGUUCCACGGAAAGUGGCCGUUUGUGCGCAUCUUGUGCUUCGAGGAACCUGCGUCUGCGCUGGCGUCUCUGCUGAACGGCUUGGCCUGCCUGCUGAUGAUGCUGCGCUACCGGAGCACGGUGCCACGCCAGAGCCCCAUGUACCACACCAUCAACGCCUUCUCUCUGGUGUCACUGAAUGCUUGGUUGUGGUCUACAGUGUUUCACACCCGGGACACAUUUCUCACGGAGAAAAUGGACUAUUUCUGUGCAACAGCAGUGAUUCUUUACUCCAUCUACCUGUGCUGCGUCAGGACUUUGGGUUUGAGGCGGCCGGGUGUGUCCAGCAUGGUGGGCGCUCUGCUCAUCCUGGCCUUCACCUCCCACGUCUCCUACCUGACGUUCAUCAGAUUUGACUACGGAUACAACAUGGCCGCCAACGUGUCCAUCGGCAUGGUGAACAUGCUGUGGUGGUUCUGUUGGUGCUGGCAGAACCGGCGGACUCUCCCCUACUGGUGGAAGUGUGGCCUGGUGGUUCUGCUGCUUCAUGGCCUGGCCCUGCUGGAGCUGCUGGACUUCCCGCCGCUGCUCUGGAUCCUAGACGCCCACGCUGUGUGGCACCUCAGCACCAUCCCAGUGCACUUCCUUUUCUACAGUUUCCUGAUAGAUGACAGCCUCUAUUUACUGAACACAGAGAAGUUGGGGGUUAAAGUUGAGUAGGAGGAGCGGCGCGCCUCUUCAUCGCUCACAGAAGCCGCUCCGCCUCCCAGAUGACGCCGCUCACCACACCUCUGACUCGCAUCAAAGUACACUUUGUUUACAUAUUCUUUAUUUAACUUCCAUAUUUGUUUUACUUUGCCUUGCACUGUCGUGUGUGCUACAGUCUUAUCACAACUGAACAUUUUGAGACACGUUCAAGGGGGGAAGUACUUGAAAAGAGGAAGAAAUGCCUGAAAUGAAUGAAUGAAAUAAAUCCCUUCACCUCUGAGAGAGAAAUCUGCAGCAGCGGCGACCAAAAUUGGCGGCAGGUUGGUUUUGUCAGCGCAGUGCCUGAAACGGGCCGCUGGACUCAGAGCGGUUCCCUCAUAUGGAGCCGCUGACUGUUCUGUUCUGGAAAGGCGGGGAAGCCCAUUCCAGCUGACAGCUUUUUUUUUUUCUCACUGUCACACCUUUACUUUUGUGCCUCUCUUGUUUCCAUAGCUGCUUUUGUUUGCUCUUGUUUCUGUUUUUAUCAUCGGCCUUGUUUGAUUUUGAUCAGUGUUUCGCUCAGUUUUGCCUUUAUUUUGAUCUUUUUUAUUAUUUUUUUCUGUGGGAUAUAUUGUCAUUCACCUGGACUGCCUUUUAGAGUGAGAAAAGAUUGAUGUGGGAGAACGCAAAGCAAGGAAAGUUGCUGUGACUUUGUCCAAAUUCUGUGGUUUAGAUGGUGUGAGUGAAAUUCAGUGCUCCAAUGCUUAUUUUCUGAUUUAUUAUUUUAUGUUUUUCUAAACUAAAUCUUACCAAGCAUUUCUAGUGCAAAUAUCUUAGUAG
Molecule: messenger RNA, 1976 nt
Organism: Xiphophorus maculatus (southern platyfish)
Lineage: Eukaryota; Metazoa; Chordata; Actinopteri; Cyprinodontiformes; Poeciliidae
Gene: pgap3
Product: post-GPI attachment to proteins 3
Exons: 8
Coding region: 174-1169 (331 amino acids)
Biological process (GO): GPI anchor biosynthetic process
Cellular component (GO): endoplasmic reticulum membrane
Molecular function (GO): hydrolase activity, acting on ester bonds
Source: RefSeq, a predicted model, not a curated record